AUGGAGAGAACCACGGUGCUGAUCACAGGCUGCUCCUCAGGCAUCGGCCUGGGGCUGGCUGCACGCCUGGCAGCCGACACCACUCGCCGCUUCAAAGUUUAUGCCACCAUGCGCGACCUGGCCAAGGGUGAGCGGCUGCUGGAGCGCCUGGGGGGCUGCUGCCCCGACACGCUGGAGGUGCUGCAGCUUGAUGUCACUGAUCCAGGCUCGCUGGCAGCUGCUGCACAGCGGGUGCAGGGACAGCGGCUGGAUGUGCUGGUCUGCAAUGCAGGGGUGGGACUGAUGGGACCACUGGAGACCUGCUCCGACCAGGCCAUGAAAACUCUCUUCGAUGUGAACCUCUUUGGGGCUGUCCGCACCAUCCAGGCAUUCCUGCCUGCCAUGAAGAGCCGCAGGGCCGGGCGGAUCAUUGUCUCCAGCAGCAUCGGGGGGCUGCAAGGGCUGCCCUUCAAUGCUGUGUACUGUGCCAGCAAGUUUGCAGUGGAGGGGCUGUGCGAGAGUCUGGCCAUCGUCCUGCGCCCCUUCAACAUCCACCUGACGCUGGUGGAGUGCGGGCCAGUCCACACCAGCUUCCUGGCCAACCUGCAGCGCCCCGACCCUGAGGGCAGCGAGAUGCGGGGCCUGGACGCCGAGACACAGGGGCUGUACCGCCGGUACCUGUGGCACUGCCAGAGCAUCUUCCGCGACACGGCCCAGGAGGUGGAGGAGGUCCUGCCGGUGUUCCUGGAGGCCAUCGGCAGCCCCUGCCCACCGCUCCGCUGCGCCAGCACCCAGCUCCUCGCCCCGCUCUGGCGCCUGCGGCUGAGCAGCCCCGACGGCUCCGCGUACGUCCGCGCCAUGCACGACUUCGUGUUCGGCGGCAGCGAGCCCGGCGGGGACCGGCCCUGA
Pseudopodoces humilis (Tibetan ground-tit) is the source of this 888-nucleotide messenger RNA. RefSeq names its product hydroxysteroid 17-beta dehydrogenase 1 (gene HSD17B1). Gene Ontology annotation, cellular component: cytoplasm; cytosol. Gene Ontology annotation, molecular function: estradiol 17-beta-dehydrogenase [NAD(P)+] activity. The record is from RefSeq and is a predicted model, not a curated record. Lineage: Eukaryota; Metazoa; Chordata; Aves; Passeriformes; Paridae. Gene Ontology annotation, biological process: estrogen biosynthetic process.